AUGGGCAGCGGUACUGUGGACUUUCUCCUUGGAGCUGCAGUCAUUGCCUUGCCUCAGUAUCAGAUACCUGUCUUGCUUGGCACCGCUUCGAUCAGCAUAUUGCGUUCUAUACGACGCAGACGAUGCAAGCACAGAAAAUCCCUUCCAGAUCCUUCCAAUGCCGCUGUGACGGAUGGUGUAUCUACGAGACAACAUGUCGAUUUGCGGUUCACGGAUGUCCGAUGCAGCAUCACUAACAAGACAGGGGUUACAAAAACCAUCCUGCAGAAUAUCGGCGGGGAAGCCAAACCCGGAAGGCUUCUUGCCAUCAUGGGACCCUCAGGAGGCGGAAAAACUUCCCUGCUCAAUGCGCUGGCCGGCCAAGUCCCAUCAACGAAAGGUAUGGAACUGCAGGGCAACAUCACUGUCAAUGGAGCCCCGCAGACAGACAGCAACCACAGGCAGGCUUAUGUACAGCAGGAGGACUUAUUCUAUUCGCAGCUGACGGUCAGGGAAACACUGAACAUGGCGGCAGCGCUCCGUCUCCCCAAGCACAUGCUCGCUGAGGAGAAGGAGGCUGCUGUGGCGGAUCUCAUCCAACGCUUGGGCCUCGUGCAGUCGGCUGACACUCCUGUCGGUGAUGCAAAGAAGCGCGGCCUCUCUGGAGGUGAGAAGAAGCGCUUGAGCAUCGGGUCUGAGCUGCUGGGCAGCCCCAUGCUGCUGUUCCUGGACGAGCCCACGACUGGCCUCGAUUCCUUCCAAGCCGAGAAGGUUAUGCAGACGCUGAAGGACCUAGCAAAUGAGGGUAAGACGGUUGUGUGCUCAAUCCACCAGCCGCGGUCUUCAAUCUUCAGCAUGUUUGACGAUCUGCUGCUGCUUUCUGAGGGACAGAUCGUGUACUCCGGACCUGCAAAAGGAGUCAUCAGCCAUUUUGAAUCCCUGGGAUACCCAAUACCGGCGAAUUACAAUCCUGCAGAAUUCAUUGCUGAUCUCAUUUCUAUUGACUCCUCAGCUGCAACUGCUGAAGAAGCAUCUCGGGAGCGUGUGGAGAAGCUUAAGGCUGCUUUCAAGCAGAAGGCGGCUUCAGCACCCUCAGGUGGUGCAAAAGACAGUGUCGUGUCUGCUCCUGUUGCGUCCGCAAAAUCCUCCGAUGAUGCAUCUCCUUGCAGCUGGCCGCAGCAGGCAAAGUUGCUCUUCAAGCGUUCAUGGCGGCAGAUCAGCCGGGACAAGGCGACGAACGUGGCGCGCGCGAUGAGCAACGUCUCCUCGGCCAUCAUCUUUGGCGGCAUCUUCUGGCGUAUGGGCCGCAGCCAGACCUCCAUCCAGGACAGGAUGGGCCUCAUGCAGGUGGGCGCCAUAAAUGCGGCGAUGUCGUCGCUGAUCAAGACGCUGAACGUGUUCCCCAAGGAGCGUGUCCUGGUGCAGCGCGAGCGCGCCAAGGGCAGCUACGCCACAGCCCCCUACUUUGCCGCCAAGCUGGCCGCCGAGUCCCCCAUCGGCGCCAUAUUCCCCCUGCUCUUCGCUGCCAUCGUCUACCCCUCCGCCGGCCUGCACCCCAAGCUGUCCAGGUUUGCCAGGUUCUGCGGGAUCCUGACCCUGGAGUCCUUCACGGCCACUUCCCUUGGGCUGGCUGUCGGCUCCUUCGCGCCCUCCACCGAUGCAGCGCUGGCGAUAGGGCCAGGCAUCAUGGUUCUGUUCAUAGUGUUUGGAGGCUACUACGUGAACGCUGGGAAUGUGCCUCGCGCUCUGCGCUGGAUCCCUUCAGUGUCGCUCAUCAAGCAUGCAUUUGAGGGCCUCUGUGACAACGAGUUCCCGGGCUUGGACUUUGAGCCUGUCAGCGCUGAUGGUGCUGGUGACAUCCUAAAAGGAGAGCAGGUGCUGAACCGCUUGGGUUUCAAGGACAGCUCUGUGGCCAAGACUGCGCGUGCACAGGCUCGUGUGCUGGCUUUCAAUUACUGGCUGACAUACUGCAUCCUGAAAGCCAAGAAGCCUGCAUUCCAACGCAUGGAUCCUGUCCCAGGCCGCACAAUCUGA
This is a messenger RNA of Coccomyxa subellipsoidea C-169, 2013 nucleotides long. RefSeq lists its product as hypothetical. Bases 1 to 2013 code for a protein of 670 amino acids. Gene Ontology annotation, cellular component: membrane. The record is from RefSeq and is a predicted model, not a curated record. NCBI's taxonomy places the organism in Eukaryota, Viridiplantae, Chlorophyta, Trebouxiophyceae, Coccomyxaceae. The transcript has 14 exons. Gene Ontology annotation, molecular function: ATP binding; ATP hydrolysis activity; ABC-type transporter activity.